AUGGGAUUCAAUACAGUUACCGAUCAGUUUAAAAAGUGGAAGCGCCAUUCUUUUAGUCAAGAAGAGUCAGGCACAUGCCAUAGAGAUUGUGCUCCAGUUGAACCAUCCUUGGAUACCAAGGAAGACAGGCGAAAAGCAGCAUUUAAAAAGAAUGGAAUGAUCACAGUUGCUACAGCGCCAUUGUCGCCACCUCAGUCUCCUACACCAACGCCACCUAUGACGACUCCAAAUAGAACUCGAACUUUUCCUCACACCACUAAAACGAACAACAACAACAACAACAACAACAACAACAACAGUAAGACAAAAAAGCAACAUCCUUGUAGUCCGGAUACCUAUCUUCAAGGCAUUGGAGAUUAUACCUUUGUUCGACAAAUUGGACAAGGAAAAUUCAGUCGUGUUAUGCUUUCAUCUCACUAUGCCACGAAAGAACAAGUGGCUAUAAAGAUCAUUGAUAAACGCCAACACGAUUAUCGUGUAUUAUCAAGGCUCACCCGCGAGAUUUCCCUUAUGGAAGUUCUUGACCAUCCCAAUAUCGUGCGGCUUUACGAGACGUAUGAAACCACCGACUCUCUUUACAUCGUGAUGGAAUACAUCGCUGGCCAAAAUUUAGACGAAUAUCUAACACAGAGAGGUGGCAAAUUGCAUGAAGAGGAAGCUCGUCAUAUUUUUAGACAGAUGGUAGCAGCGAUCGAUUAUUGUCAUUCCCGCUGGGUAGUACAUCGCGAUUUAAAAGCCCCUAAUAUCCUUUUGACAGAAGACGGCCAAGUAAAAGUAGCCGAUUUUGGCUUGGGCAACAGAUAUGGCAGAAGACGAUUAAAAACAAUUUGCGGUUCCAUGCUUUACUAUAGUCCGGAGAUUAUCAAUGGACAAGGCUAUACAGGGCCAGAAAUUGAUUGUUGGUGUUUGGGUGUAUCUUUGUACCGUAUGACGGUAGGUGAAGAGCCAUUUGCCCGUGCCAGAACUGUAGGUGAUUUGCGCAAAGACGUAACUCUUGGGAACUAUAGUAUUCCCAACUUUGUCAGUCCCGCAUUAAAAGAUACGAUCACAAAAUGUAUGUCUGUAGACCGAACAAAAAGAACAAGGUUACAUAUUGCACUGCGAAAUGACGCGUGGUUAACAGAAAAUGGAACUUUACCUGGUAUAUUUACUUACGGAACGUAUAUACCACGGAGCUCUUCUGCUAUUCUCAGUAGCGUUACUGCUUCAGCAACCACCACUACAACCAUAAGUAGGAACUCAGACGAAGAUGCAAUGGCCAUGCAGAAAAACGACAAGGACAGGAUGAGGUUUUGUCAAAUGAAGGAUAUGGAAGAAGAAAGACGCAUCAAAAAGCACAUCAAAAAAUCAGUGAUAUGCCAUCCCAAAACCCCCUCUAUUUAUUACACGAGUGUCAUACCUCAUUCACCAAAACUCGAAGACACAUUUGCCAAUAGCGAAGCGCAUCGUCAUAUAGUUUUUCAAAAGCUCAAUGAACUUUCCCGGCGAAUUCAACUUUCGCCAACAAUGAAAACUAGCAAUAAAUCACCUGUUCGCCAUCUGUUACGAAAAUUAAAAUCACCAGGUACUGGAACAGCACCAGCCUCUCCCUCUACUUUGACGAGUGGUACAUUACCGGAUCAAACCAAAAAGAAUCCUCUUCGGAAAUCCACAUCCAGCAUGAGCCUAAGUCAGUUAUACCAACGUGUGGCUAAAGAUCAAAUCCAUUAUUACACGUUUCAGCUCACUCCGGAUUUAGCCAUGCGAUUACACGCCAGUAUGGGUGAGUUUUCAUCCGCAUCACUAGCACAAAAUGGUAUGUAUUUUGCCCAACAAGAUGAAGCCCUCAUGAUGCGUAUUUUGAAAGGCCUGUGCGACAUUAUGGGCAUCACUUAUCAUCGUGAUAAAAGCAACAGAAUUAUCUGCGUGAUGGCUUUGAAAGACUACCAUUAUCAAAAGCAACAUCAACGGCAGCCACAAGACGAUCCCCAUCGAAGAUCUUCAUCUUCAUCCUCCUCUUUUUACAAACUUAACAUGUACAACAGUAAAAGAAAAGACAGUAAAAUCACAUCAUCCAAUCAAUCAUUAAGAUCUUUUUUCCAGCAUAAUACCAGUAGCAGUGCAGCAAACACAGGCCUGUCUGACAUGACCAUCAUGAAUUCACAGUACUUUGUAAAUGGCAACAGCAAUAGCAAUACAAGUGUGAAUGGCAAAAUGAGCAAAUUCAAAAGAAUGACAAGUCAUGUAUUUUCCAGCGUAUUUCCUUUCCAGUCAUCUACCUUGGUACAGCAACCACAGCGUCAACAGAAAUUUGCUCAGGAGAGCCAUCCUCGAAAUUCAAUAAAGUGUCCACCAUUUCCACAGCAAACACAACAACCAGUAACCAACAAAGAUCCAAUACAACCUCAGCAGCAAAUUCAUACGACUUCCGUGACAGAUUCAGCGGAAGACAGCGAUAACAAGCCUGGAGUUGCUGUAUUUAUUAUUGAAAUCAUUUCAUUGUCAAAAGACCUACAAAACCGUCUGGUAGGCAUCAAACUUUCUAAAUUAGACGGUUCCUCCAAAGUUUUCCGGAUUGCAUGUGGUUGGAUCACAGGCGUCAUGGGUCAGAAUAUAGGUGCAUCUCAGCUGGGUGACCCUACUUUAUUGUCACCAGCAAACGUAGAUAUGGAUAAUGCAACAUUGUUCAUGGAUGAUUAUGAGGAAGAUGAUAUCAAUACUAACAAUAUACAUCCUAACCUUCCGGCCAACACUGCUGUUCCUACUACCAUGAAACAAAGACUUCUUACCAGACCAAAAUCAUUCGCUACAUUCAAUAACUACGCACCAAGUACCACUGCUACUACUGAUCAUACCUUGAAUACCCCAACAGCACGUUCCCUAACUCCUACCACAUUUUUCUCAUCUGCACAACCUGUAGCUGUGCAGCCAUUAGUCACCAAAGUGUGA
Mycotypha africana is the source of this 2928-nucleotide messenger RNA. RefSeq lists its product as uncharacterized. Gene Ontology annotation, cellular component: cytoplasm. The transcript has 2 exons. NCBI's taxonomy places the organism in Eukaryota, Fungi, Mucoromycota, Mucoromycetes, Mucorales, Mycotyphaceae. Gene Ontology annotation, molecular function: ATP binding; protein serine/threonine kinase activity. The record is from RefSeq and is a predicted model, not a curated record. The coding region runs from base 1 to 2928 and encodes 975 amino acids. Gene Ontology annotation, biological process: protein phosphorylation; intracellular signal transduction.